Spinacia oleracea (spinach) is the source of this 1710-nucleotide messenger RNA. Its product is annotated as glycerophosphodiester phosphodiesterase GDPD1, chloroplastic. The record is from RefSeq and is a predicted model, not a curated record. Gene Ontology annotation, molecular function: phosphoric diester hydrolase activity. Lineage: Eukaryota; Viridiplantae; Streptophyta; Magnoliopsida; Caryophyllales; Amaranthaceae. The transcript has 6 exons. Bases 39 to 1322 code for a protein of 427 amino acids. Gene Ontology annotation, biological process: glycerophospholipid catabolic process.
CUCCUCCCCCCUCCCCCAUAUAUAAUCUCACAUAAAUCAUGCAUUGUUGCACAUUCAGUAGCAGUACAAUCUCAUCAAUAUCCUUAAUAACCCCCCAACAACCCCUGGGCUUAACCCAUAAUUCUUCUUUUUUUAAACCCUCUUCUUCUUUUUCUUCUUUUAUUAAGUUUAGGUUAAUGGCUGCUUUAAAGGCUGUUCACGUCUCCGACGUCCCUAAUCUUGAUCAGGUUCAGGAAAAUGCCUCCGUCUCUCUCUUCUCCUCCCGCUUCUCCCCUAGAGGGUUGCAGGUGGAGGUAUGUAAUAAGAGCAAGGCGGAGAAAUUUUUGGUGAUUGGACAUCGUGGGAAUGGCAUGAAUAAAUUACAGUCGUCUGAUCCUAGAAUGAAAUCAAUCAAAGAGAAUUCUAUUCUUUCAUUCAACACCGCCGCUUCCUUCAACCUCGAUUUCGUCGAAUUCGACGUACAGGUAACAAAAGACGGAUGCCCAAUAAUUUUCCACGAUGAUCACAUUUUCACAGAAGAAAAUGGCAUAGUAUAUGAAAAGAGAGUGACAGACCUUACUCUAAACGAGUUUCUUGCCUACGGCCCACAAAAGGAAGCUGGAAAGGUCUCUAAACCACUGUUGAGGAAAAACAAGGAUGGCAAAAUCAUUAAGUGGGAUGUCAACUCUGAUGACACCCUUUGCACAUUGAAGGAAGCCUUCGACAAGGUUAAUCCCAAAUUAGGUUUCAACGUUGAGUUAAAAUUCGACGAUCACAUUGUUUACCAAGAAGAUCACCUUGUCAAUACUCUCCAAUCAGUGUUGCAGGUGGUGUAUGAGAAUGGCAAGGAUAGACCUGUAAUAUUCUCCACAUUCCAGCCAGAUGCAGCCCUUUUAGUGAGGAAACUACAGGGAACAUACCCUGUAUUCUUCUUGACUAACGGAGGCACUGAGGCAUACUAUGAUGUUCGACGAAACUCGUUAGAAGAAGCCAUUAAGUUAUGUUUAGAAGGGAGUUUACAAGGCAUUGUUUCUGAGGUUAAAGGAGUUUUCCAAAACCCUGGUGCUGUAAGUAAGAUCAAGGACUCCAAACUCUCCCUCCUCACAUAUGGAACUCUAAAUAAUGUGCCGGAGUCAGUGUACCUGCAACAUUUAAUGGGAAUCGAUGGGGUGAUUGUUGAUUUUGUUCAAGACAUAACAGAAGCAGUAAAUAAUCUAAUCAAGCCAGUGAACACAGAGGAACAAGUUGAAGAUGGACAGUUGCUAUUCGGUGCAAAGCCACAAUUCACUCAGACUGAGCUUUCGUUUUUGCUUAAGCUUAUUCCUCAGUUGAUACAGCACUAACAAAUGACUCAUUCAUACUAACUUACUAAGGGGUUGUUGGAGCUCAUCUCUAUCCAUUCUCUUUAUUCAUUUUUCCACAUUUUCCCUUUCUAAUUAGUAAUUACUAAUUACUAAUUACUAGGGACUUCAUCACUUAUUUAUUAGCUAGAUAGAUAAUUGACUUUGGACUUUGGACUUUGGAGGUAGCCAUUGUAUUUGUAUCAUUAUUAUUUAACUUUGUACAUAGCCUCAGCUCCUUUAUAGAAGGUUAGCCUCCAUUAAUUGUUGUAUCAACAUUCAACAUGUAAGAGUAUGAGAUUUGUACUGCUACUUUUAACUACUGUAUCAAAUUAAAUGUAUGAGUACGUAAGAAAUUUUAAUGUUAAACACACUAUUUUUGCAGUUACAA